UUAUUUUUGUUAUUUUCUGAUACUGUAUUCCAUUGUUUGCGCUUUCAGCAAGAACGCCAAUCUCAGCUGAAAAGCACUGAAAAACAACCCACAACCUCGAAUAUGCAGGCCGGAGUCCAUUUGCUCGCCGGCCUGCUCAUGUGCCUGCUGUUCCCUCGCCACAAGUCCAUCGGGGCGGCGGCGGGCGAUGCGCGGCUCGGGUGCGUGCUCGGCGCGAUUCUGCCAGACGCCGACAUUCCCGUCACCGUGCUCAUGGUUGCGUUGAGCGGAAAUUAUGAAGUCGCCGACAUCUACCAUCGAACAGUGACGCACUCGAUCGUCUUUGCGCUGUUGUGCUUUGCAAUCAUGACCAUCUUUGCAGACCUCGUCCGCGCCCAUAUUCAAAAGGACAAGCUAUGGUUUAUUGCUCGAACCCACCCCGUUCGUCGGCACGUAUUUGAGCCUCAAGCAUUCGGCACAGGCCUCGUGUUGGGGCUGAUUUCUCACGCUGUUCUCGACAUGAUGUAUUUAAAAGGAGUUGCCAUUUGGUGGCCGUUUAGUGACGCGCGAGUCGGGUAUCCCUUGUUCGGUUAUUGGACGACGCAGACCGAGCUCACUGUCAAGCUACUCGAGGCGUCCGAUCAUUACACCGACGUUCUGUUCUUUUUCAUUCCUGUCAUGGUGGUGGCCAAUUGGCAUCAAAUCCACACUGCACAAUGGAACCAGAUUGUCGGGUAUUGCGUUGCGAAAUGCGCCGUCACCACCGCGUUCAUCAUCCUCGCCUUCAUUCCCGCCGUGUCGUUUGAGACCUUCUUCACGUUAUUGUACAUUCCUGGCACGUUUUUCUUUACCAUUUCCGUUAUUGCGCCACUGCUGUUUCGCGAUGCGGUUCGGAGGUUUGGCGAUCCGACCGUCCCACAGCGGCAUGCUUAAACAAAACAAAACAACGCAAAACAAAAAAAAAAAAAAAAAAAAUCAAAACGCAUCAAAUCAAAACGCAUCGUUUCAAACUGUCAUUGUGUAUGAUUUUGUAACAUUCAACUCUCCACUCAUCACACGUUCAAUA
Capsaspora owczarzaki ATCC 30864 is the source of this 1045-nucleotide messenger RNA. RefSeq lists its product as hypothetical. The transcript has 5 exons. Bases 103 to 912 code for a protein of 269 amino acids. Lineage: Eukaryota; Filasterea; Ministeriida; Capsasporidae. The record is from RefSeq and is a predicted model, not a curated record.